Zea mays is the source of this 1325-nucleotide messenger RNA. Its product is annotated as regulatory protein. The transcript has 3 exons. Lineage: Eukaryota; Viridiplantae; Streptophyta; Magnoliopsida; Poales; Poaceae. The record is from RefSeq and is marked provisional. The coding region runs from base 208 to 1239 and encodes 343 amino acids.
GGUAGGUUUGCUGCAACUUUCUCAUGACUGCCCAUGCAUGCAUGCAUGCAGUACAUAUCAUACAACAAAAUACAAAACUGAACCAGCAACAAACCGAUGCCCAUGAGAUUGACAUGGUGAUCGAGCUACAGCAGGCCGCCGGUCUUCUCCAACGCUAGACAACGAAGAAGGAGCAAUUAAUCAAGUAGAUCGAUUCAAUCCAAUCCAAUGGGGUUGCUGAUACCAGCCCGUCCGGAGCAAUGCACGUUGAGCCGUAUCGUGUCUCUCAUCACCGUCGGUGUCGUCAUCGUGGUUUGCACGUACGUCACAUCUUCUCCGGCCGGUGGCGACGCCGGGAAGGAGGAGUUCUUCAGCAUAUGGCACCGCCGAUCAUCGGAUUUUGUCCCCGACGAUCUGGAGGUGGCGCUGCGCGGCGCAGCGUACGCGAACAGGACGCUGAUCCUGACCAUGCUGAACAAGGCUUAUUCGGAGGAGGGCGGCCUGCUCGACCUCUUCCUCGAGAGCCUGAGGGAAGGGGACGGCACCGAGCAGUUGAUCGACCACGUCCUCUUCGUGGCCAUGGACCAGCAGGCCUUCCGCCGGUGCAGGAGCCUUGGCGGCCUCAAGUGCUACCUGCUCCGGCCGACGGACAGCGCGGACGACCUCUCGUCCGAGCAGAUCUACAUGUCGGACGGGUUCAUACGCAUGAUGUGGCGGCGGAUCCGGUUCCUUGGCGACGUCCUCAAGCACGGCUACAGCUUCGUAUUCACUGAUAUGGACGUGAUGUGGCUGAGGAACCCGUUCCCGAAGCUGGACCGCGGUGAAGGCGAGGACUUGCUGAUCAGCGCCGACAAGUUCAACGGCAUGCCGCACGACUACGCCGGCAACGAGCUGAACACAGGCUUCUUCUUCGUGGUCUCCAACGACCGGACGGUGGCGCUGUUCGACGAGUGGCACGCGGCGCGGCAGGUCUCGGCGGGGAUGAAGGAGCAGGACGUGCUGAACCGGAUGAAGCGGCGCGGCGCGUUCCGCCGGCUGCGCGUGGGCGCCCGCGUCCUGGACACGGCGCGCUUCAGCGGCUUCUGCCAGGACAGCCGGGACGCGGCGCAGGUGGCCACCGUGCACGCCAACUGCUGCCGCACCAAGCGGGCGAAGGUAGCCGAUCUCAAGGCCGUUCUUCGCGCCGCGGAGGGGCUCAACAGGACAAGGAUGGAGAUUAAGUGGCCAGCGCAUAGCGAGUGCGUAAAAUCGUGGUUGUGAGGCUAUCACCAUCUUAGGUCUCCUAUUUCACCCUCUAUUUUCAAUUUUACUUUACAAAUAGUAUCGUUUACAGUUUCGUGUCCCUA